Messenger RNA from Daldinia childiae, 309 nucleotides. Its product is annotated as Glutaredoxin. Gene Ontology annotation, molecular function: glutathione disulfide oxidoreductase activity. The coding region runs from base 1 to 309 and encodes 102 amino acids. The record is from RefSeq and is a predicted model, not a curated record. Gene Ontology annotation, cellular component: cytoplasm; nucleus. NCBI's taxonomy places the organism in Eukaryota, Fungi, Ascomycota, Sordariomycetes, Xylariales, Hypoxylaceae. Gene Ontology annotation, biological process: cellular response to oxidative stress. The transcript is spliced from 2 exons.
AUGGCCGAAGCUAAGACUAAAGCUCAAAGCAUCAUCGAUGAGAAUGCCGUUGCGGUGUUCUCCAAAUCGUAUUGCCCCUACUGCAGCGCCUCGAAGCGCCUUCUCGACAGUCUAGGUGCCAAGUACAAGUUGGUAGAGUUGGACGAAGUGCCUGAUGGCUCUGCUAUCCAAGAUGCGCUUCAGGAGAUUUCAGGUCAACGCACCGUUCCCAACAUCUGGAUCGGAAAGAAGCACAUCGGUGGCAACUCAGAUUUGCAAGCUAAAUCUGGCGAACUGAAGAGUCUGCUUACCGAGGUCGGCGCUUUGUGA